UCAGCAGUAUGGUGUCAAAAUUCUGAAGAUUUUGAGUUGCUUUGUAUAUGGAAUCGAAUCCCAUCAUUUUUGUUUGGAAUUAUUGUCUUUUUGUUUCUCCCGUGGUGUAGUCUGAAACUGGGGAAUAAUAUUCAUACUAGUUUAUUCUUUCGUCUUUUAUGUUACGAUUCAGUUAGUAAAAAGAAUUGGGGUUCAAUAAAUCUGGUUACAGCUUCGGAAAAGUCAUUGGCAUGUAGUUCAGCAACAAAGGUAGUGGUACUGACCUCGGUCAGUCUUCACUUGAACAUAUUUUGGACAACUUUGAUGUGGAUAAUCGCAAUUGUCUCUCUUCCUGGACGAAUUUUAGCUGCUUUACGGAGGGAAAGGCAGUUGCAACAAUAUUUGCAAUUUCUGGAAAUCGAGUUUGAUAAUGUUUUGCUGGAAAGAAAGGAGCUCCAAAAACAAUUCCAGGCUGCUUUGAAGGAGCAUAAGAUGAUGGAAUUGAUGUUGGACGAACUUGAAAUGAUACAUGAGAAGGCAACCAACAAGAUUGCACUCUUAGAAAGUGAGAUGCAGAAAUUGAGGAAUGAAAAUCUUCGACUGCAAGAAAUCAAGGGUAAGGCUUAUUGGAGCUUAAAAGGACUUGAUGUCAAAAGUGAAGAACAAAAAACUGGCAGAGUUGACAGGGACAUUACCUACGGUAUCUCAUCAUGCUCAUCCAGCUAUAGUAGGAGCAGUGUUGUUCAAGACCUCUGUCAAAUUGAUGCUUUGAAAGAUGGUAGUAUAUCUAAAGAAAAAUUGGUCAAAAUCUUAGAAUCUGGGUUAAAAUCUGGCGUGCUCAUCCAUUCUCAUACUGAAAUCCUAUCAAAAGAUGAAUAUGUCACUGAACUUCUUGAUGAGCAAAGGGAGGUUGCAAUUUCCAGAAGUCUAUUCAGUAUCCUUUUGUCACUUUUGGUUGGAGUGAUUAUAUGGGAAGCUGAAGAGCCUCACUUGUGCCUUGUAGUGGCUCUCAUGUUUGUGGUUAGCAUCUCGUUGAAGAGCGUAGUUGAGUUUUUCACGACUAUUAAGAAUAAACCUGCUUUGGAUGCUGUCGCUCUUUUGAGCUUCAACUGGUUCGUGCUUGGAAUACUGGCCUACCCAACACUGCCAAAUAUUGCUCGUUUUCUUGCUCCUUUGGCCUCAAGGGUUGUUGAAUGGCUUGGUUUCUCCACUUCCUGAUUUGAUCAGAACUGCUUGGCUCAGCACGCAGCAAGUCGAGAGGUACAUCACCUUAUACCACAAGACAGACAUUAGAUCAUAAAACUUUAUCUUCUAGUCGUGAAUUCUCUACAUAGCAUGUGAUAUAGAGGUUUUAAAGAAGUUUAUUCGUCUUUACCAUGAUCUUGUUGUAUAUGUUUGUGGGAGUUUCUUGAUUUUUUUUUAAUUUUUUAUACUUGAAGAUGUGGAUGCUAGAGUGUUUUUUUAGGGCCGUUUAUAUCAUGUAAAUAAGUAAAACUUUCUACUUGAAUCUAACUUAUCGGUUCACUUUUUGUAUGAAUGAUUGGUUUGUUGUUUA
Cucumis melo (muskmelon) is the source of this 1534-nucleotide messenger RNA. RefSeq lists its product as uncharacterized. The transcript is spliced from 5 exons. Bases 304 to 1197 code for a protein of 297 amino acids. The record is from RefSeq and is a predicted model, not a curated record. NCBI's taxonomy places the organism in Eukaryota, Viridiplantae, Streptophyta, Magnoliopsida, Cucurbitales, Cucurbitaceae.